This is a messenger RNA of Aspergillus heteromorphus CBS 117.55, 337 nucleotides long. RefSeq lists its product as uncharacterized. The record is from RefSeq and is a predicted model, not a curated record. The transcript has a single exon. NCBI's taxonomy places the organism in Eukaryota, Fungi, Ascomycota, Eurotiomycetes, Eurotiales, Aspergillaceae. Bases 60 to 296 code for a protein of 78 amino acids.
CUUACCUACCCCAUUGGUAGUCCAUACAGAGAGAGAGAGAGAGAGUCCUAGACUUAGAGAUGGUAAUCACACAUCACACCACAGAAACCUCCCCCUCUAUCUAUUCUGUAUAUCCAACCAAUACCCACUACCCACCCCCAUCACGACGCACACUCAUCACAUCACACCGUCACUGGCUAAAUAGCGCGGGCGGGUGGUCAUUGGGUGCGGGGAUGUCACUGGGGCGGGCGCUUAAAAUGAAGUCGGCGGUUGGAAUCCUUCACCUUCAUCGGCAUGCGGGCGGGUGGGCCAGGUGAUGUGAUAUGUCAUAUGUGUGAUGGGAUGGGAUGGGAUGGGA